AUGGUCUUGACUCUCCUCCACCUCGGCCUAUCCCAGUCCGAGCGCAUAAUUUGGCUCGCCGAAGAACUCGGCAUUGACUACAAAUAUGUACACCACAAUCGCGACCCUAUCUUCUCCCCACAAUCAAUCAAAGACCUUCACCCCGCUGGCACGGCACCCGUGAUGGAAGAUGAUCCAUCUCCCGUCACUGGAUCAAAAGUCGUGAUCGCCGAAUCGGGAGCCAUUGUGGACUACCUGAUCGCGGUCCACGGCAACGGUCGCCUAGGACGCACGCCCAAGGACGGCGCCGACUACGCGUCUUAUCUUGAAUGGUUCCACUUUGCUAAUGGCAGUCUCCAGCCAUCGCUAUUUCGAGUGAUGAUGGCCCGAGGCCCGGCGUCUGAUCGUGACUCCCCGAUUGUCGCGCACACAGUAACUAAAUGGAAUCAUUUGCUCGACAUGAUGGAUGCACGCUUGGGUGAGACGGGCGCUUAUCUUGCGGGAAGGAGUUGA
Molecule: messenger RNA, 492 nt
Organism: Penicillium maclennaniae
Lineage: Eukaryota; Fungi; Ascomycota; Eurotiomycetes; Eurotiales; Aspergillaceae
Product: glutathione S-transferase family protein
Exons: 1
Coding region: 1-492 (163 amino acids)
Source: RefSeq, a predicted model, not a curated record